UGAGCAAGCACCUCAUUGUAAUACUCAAAGCAAUUGUCAUGUCAAAGUCAAAGUCAAAGUCAACACCAUCGCUUAAGCCCGACACUGUCGGCUCCCUGAUCUUUUGUCCAGAGUGCGGCAACCUACUCGAUAUCCCUGGAGAGGACGAUCUUAUUGUUUGCAAUCUUUGCAGCUAUACCCAUCAGAGCAUUGAUUUUGAGGACUUUGAAGUAGUUACAACAAGUAAACCAGGAGCUUUUCCCUCUGUGCUCAGAAACAGACGUGAUGAUGUCCAUCGUGAUAUCAAAGAUGCCACAGCAGCUAUGGUUAAAGAGCCAUGUCCCAAAUGCGGUAAUCCAGAGAUGGAAUACCAUACCAUGCAACUACGAUCUGCAGAUGAAGGUCAGACAGUCUUCUAUACCUGUCCCAAGUGCGCUUACAAGGCAAAGCUUAAUAGCUAGAAAUAUCAUCAUAGACCAAAUAUACUAUAAUUUACG
Lobosporangium transversale is the source of this 476-nucleotide messenger RNA. RefSeq names its product putative RPA12-13.7 kd subunit of DNA-directed RNA polymerase I. Bases 39 to 440 code for a protein of 133 amino acids. Gene Ontology annotation, molecular function: nucleic acid binding; zinc ion binding; DNA-directed RNA polymerase activity. Gene Ontology annotation, biological process: termination of RNA polymerase I transcription; DNA-templated transcription. The record is from RefSeq and is a predicted model, not a curated record. NCBI's taxonomy places the organism in Eukaryota, Fungi, Mortierellomycota, Mortierellomycetes, Mortierellales, Mortierellaceae. The transcript has 5 exons. Gene Ontology annotation, cellular component: RNA polymerase I complex.